AUGACGAGACACCGAACAGCCAGAGAAGCCAUCAAUAUAGUUGGAAAUAUUGCUAACAAAUUAUUUGAUGUUUUAGAUUCAGAAUAUGCUGAAACGAUUUCUAAAACUCUAACUCAAAUCAGCAAUAAUGAAGAUGUACUAUCAAAAAUGAUCAAAAAUCAGAUUACAGUCAUGGACUCAACGCUAAAUAUAUUCAGCAAAACUACAGAAGCCGUUGCAGUUAAAAUGAAUCAACUACAAGAUGAGACAAACAAAAUAGUAGAUUACACUAAUCAUAAUACUAAACCUAAUAGUCUUCCAUUUAAUCAAGAGGACGUUAUUCAUUUAUACACGUUGAUGUCUUCACAAAGUGGAAUCACACAAGAUCAUUUGAUAGUUGUCUUACAACUGCCAUUAAUCUAUCAUGAGGAUUUCGAUUUAUUCAAUCUCGUCCCAAUUCCUGCAACAGUCAACAAUACAAUGAUGACAAUAGUUCCAGAAGCUUCAUUUUUAGCUGCCACGCCGCAUAGAGACCAAUAUUUUGCCUUAACUCGUGAACAGUAUAAGGAGUGUAUGACUUUCAAGCAACCAGAAAACAAACUACUCUGUUUGGAUAAACAAUCAAAAUAUAACAUCGGCUCACAGGCUUACGCUUGCGAAUUUAACCUAUUAAAAAACAUAUCUGACAAUACGUGUAAUGUGCAGGAAACAAAAUCGAACAUUAUUUGGAGUCCCCUGUAUCAUGCGAACCAAUGGAUAUUCGGGUCAAAAAACAAUACAACAGUUACGGCCGUCUGUAAGGGCAUCACGACUCAUUUAGAACUACAAGGUGCAACACUUCUGAAAUUACAAGACGACUGUGUACUCAAACACCAAACGUAUACAAUUCAGACACAUCAAACGCUUACCGACACCAUGUAUGAAUCUUACAUUGCAUUUGGAAGUUCACUGAAUCUGAGCAAUGAACUUAAACAGUUAAAGCUACUUCACAAUACUCUGAAAGAUGAAAAAUUCGCUGAAUUACCACACAAACUACAGACGGACAGCAUGCAUCACUACGCAAUUAAUUCCACAACCCUAAUUCUUGUCGUUGGAGCCAUCAUAUGGAUGAUAUGGAAAAUAAAGCAGGUAAAGCGUCCAGAAGUCAAUCAGCCAACACAAACUCUCACACCAAACGCGAUGCCACGAACGAGAUUUACGUUGGAGCCUGAAACAAUUACAUAG
Molecule: messenger RNA, 1203 nt
Organism: Teleopsis dalmanni
Lineage: Eukaryota; Metazoa; Arthropoda; Insecta; Diptera; Diopsidae
Exons: 3
Coding region: 1-1203 (400 amino acids)
Source: RefSeq, a predicted model, not a curated record